This is a messenger RNA of Solea solea (common sole), 7856 nucleotides long. It is a transcript of the gene grip1, whose product is annotated as glutamate receptor interacting protein 1. The coding region runs from base 309 to 3830 and encodes 1173 amino acids. Gene Ontology annotation, biological process: neurotransmitter receptor transport, endosome to postsynaptic membrane. The record is from RefSeq and is a predicted model, not a curated record. NCBI's taxonomy places the organism in Eukaryota, Metazoa, Chordata, Actinopteri, Pleuronectiformes, Soleidae. Gene Ontology annotation, molecular function: nuclear glucocorticoid receptor binding. The transcript has 27 exons.
GUGUGUGUGUGGUUACAUGCUCACUAAUGUGUGUGUGAGUGAUAUCCAGAGGUGUGUGUGUGUGUGUGUGUGCAGAGGCAAAGCAAGGAGGAGGAAACCUGAGCUCCCCCUCUCUCUCUCUCUCUCUGUCUCUCUCUGUCUCUCUCUCUCUCUCUCUCUCUGUGGAAUAACGCUCUCUCUCCGUCAGCUCUCGCCGUUAUUCGCCUCUCGCCGUUAGCUCUCGUAGCUUAGCUCGGUUCGGCCCGGCCCCUGGUUCCCUCGGCUGGGACCUGGUCCCGUGCGCUCGGCUCAGCGGUCUGCGGUUGACGAUGGAGCGGUUCCUGGCUCUGCUGCGUCUGCUGAGCAGGAGGAGGAGAGGGAGGAGGUACCGGGCGGACGACGACUACCAGGAGGGCUACGAGGACGUUUACUACUACACCAGCAAGUACAGCACACACCUACUGAAUGAAGGGCCGUACGGCAAACACUCCGCGGGGUCGAGACCUCCAGAUGGAGCGCUGGCCAUCAGGAGGCAGAGUAUACCAGACGAGUUUCGGGGCUGUUCGGUGGUGGAGCUGAUGAAGAAGGAGGGGACGACGCUGGGGCUGACGGUGUCAGGCGGCAUCGACAAGGACGGGAAACCCCGGGUUUCGAACCUGCGGCAGGGAGGCAUCGCCGCCAGGAGCGACCAGCUGAACGUGGGCGACUACAUCCGCUCCGUCAACGGCAUCAACCUCUCCAAGUUCCGACACGACGAGAUCAUCAGUCUGCUGAAGAACGUCGGCGAGCGCGUCGUCCUGGAGGUGGAGUACGAGCUGCCCCCUGUCUCAGUGCAGGGGUCAGGGGUCAUGUUCAAGAACGUGGAAGUCACGCUUCACAAAGAGGGAAACAGCUUCGGCUUCGUCAUCAGAGGUGGCGUCCAUGAAGACAGGAACAAGUCUCGUCCCAUCGUCAUAACAACCAUCAGACAAAGUGGACCAGCUGACAGAGAAGGAACGGUCAAACCGGGAGAUCGGUUGCUAAGCAUCGACGGGAUUCGUCUCCACGGCAGCACGUUAUCAGAGGCCAUGAGCAUCCUGAAGCAGUGCGGACAGGAAGUUACGCUGCUGGUGGAGUACGACGUCUCUGUGAUGGACUCGGUUGCCACGGCGUCAGGGCCGCUGCUGGUUGAGGUCGCCAAGGCGACGGGCUCCAGUCUGGGCGUGGCUCUUUCCACUUCCAUGUUCUGCAGCAAGCAGGUCAUCAUCAUCGACAAAGUCAAACCAGCCAGUAUAGCAGACAGGUGUGGCGCUCUUCAUGCAGGAGAUCACAUUCUGUCCGUCGAUGGGAAGUCGAUGGAGUUUUGUUCUCUCGCUGAAGCCACUCAGCUUCUCUCUGCGUCCUGUCAGACCGUCCGCAUGGAGAUCCUGCCACAGCACCAGGCCCGACCGGCCCUGAACGCACCACAGCACGUCAAGGUACAGCGUAGUCCCCGCCCUCUCCCUUGGGAGACUGGAGGCUCCGCCCCCAUCCUCCCUCCCUACCACUACAACACGUACCACCCCGACCAAUCAGGUGCCAGAUCGCACAACCGCCAUACAAACAACCCUCCUCUCAGUCACUCGUUCUCUCCCGGCUCCAUGUCGGCCUAUAGUCUCUCGUCCCUCAACAUGAACACGCUGCCCAGGAACAUGUAUCCCACGAGUCCCCGGGGGACACUGAUGAGGAGGAAAAGCAAGAAGAAGGACUUUAAGAGCUCACUGUCUCUUGCGUCGAGCACCGUCGGACUCGCCGGUCAGGUCGUUCACACGGAGACCACAGAGGUGAUGUUGCUAGGCGACGGCAUCAUGGGGUUCGGCCUGCAGCUGCAGGGCGGAGUGUUCGCCACGGAAACGCUGUCGUCGCCGCCGCUUAUCGCGUACAUCGACCCCGACAGCCCUGCAGAGAGAUGUGGCAUCCUGCAGAUCGGGGACAGGAUUUUGUCCAUAAAUGGAGUUCCUACUGAAGACUCCACUCUGGAGGAAACCAAUCAGCUGCUCAGAGACUCGUCCAUCACUGCUCAGCUCACACUGGAGAUCGAGUUUGACGUGGCUGAGUCGGUCAUCCCGAGUUCCGGAACGUUCCACGUGAAGCUCCCGAAGAAGCCGGGGGUGGAGCUGGGAAUCACCAUCAGCUCUCCGUCCAACAGGAAACCAGGUGACCCUCUGAUCAUCUCUGACAUCAAGAAAGGCAGCGUCGCACACAGGACGGGGACGCUGGAGCUCGGAGACAAGCUGCUCGCCAUCGACAACAUCCGCGUGGAGAGCUGCUCGAUGGAGGAGGCGGUUCAGAUCCUGCAGCAGUGCGAGGAACUCGUCAAGCUGAAGAUCCGCAAAGACGAAGACAACUCAGACGAACAGGAAGUGUCCGGCUCCAUCAUCUACACGGUGGAGCUGCAGCGCUACGGUGGCCCGCUGGGAAUCACCAUCUCAGGCACCGAGGAGCCGUUUGACCCCAUCAUCAUCUCGUCCCUGAGCAAAGGUGGACUCGCAGAGAGGACCGGCGCGAUCCACGUCGGCGAUCGCAUCCUGGCGAUCAACAGCAGCAGCCUGAAAGGAAAACCUCUGAGCGAGGCCAUCAGUCUGCUCCAGCAGGCGGGCGAGACCGUCACGCUGAAGAUCAAGAAGCAGGGCGAGUUGUCGAGUCCGAAGUCCUGCGUGAUUGGUCCAGGUCUGGGUCAGGAGAAUCAGGAUGGGGAGGAGGAGCCUAUCAUCACGAUCACGCCCCCAUCGAGCCAGAGAGCGUUCUGCACGCUGCCGUCUGUCGACAGCGCGGUGGAGUCGUGGGACGGAUCCAACAUGGACAGCAGCUUCACCACGUCGGCUCCUCCGUUCCAGUCGUACAGUUUCCACGAAUGGCGCAACGCCAAGUCGACCAACAGCCAAUCGUCUUCGUCCACUCGCCAGCGAACCAAUCCGCUGUCAGAUCUGGGCCUGACUGAUGACGACUGGGACCGCCCACCACUCGGAGGAGCCUGUAACCUGCCCAGCGGUCUAAUCUCUGACAGCAGGUUCACUGUGGGGCAUGACGGGGUGGAACCGGACCAGGAGGAGAACUUCUGGUCUCAGGCUCUGGAAGAUCUGGAGACCUGCGGCCAGAGCGGCAUCCUCAGAGAGCUGGAGGAGACAGAAAACGAGACGCACCUCCUCACCCUGGCAACCAUCAUGUCAGGGUCCACCCUCAGUCUGAACCAUGACCCCACCCCCACCCGCAGCACUCUGGGACGCCAAGCUAGUUUCCAGGAACGCAGCAACUCUCGGCCACAGGUGACGCCGAGAUCCAACACCUUACCCUCCGAUCCCCAGCGCCGAGCCUUCGCCAUGAGAAAAAUGAGGCAAGAAGUCAAUGAAAUCCUCAACCAGAACCCUGUGGAACUCCAUAAGUUGACUCUAGAGAAGGCCACAGAUUUGGAGGACUUUGGUUUUAGUGUUUCUGAUGGUUUGUUGGACCGCGGUGUCUACAUUAACAACAUCCGAGCAGGUGGUCCUGCAGAACGAGGUGGCCUCCGAGCUUUCGAUCGAAUACUACAGAUAAAUCACGUUCGUACCCGGGACUUUGACUGCUGCUUAGUCGUUCCUCUAAUCGCAGAGUCUCCAAAUCGCUUGGAUCUUGUCAUCAGUCGAAGCCCCACCUCCUCCCUGCUGGCCAAUCACAAUGAUGGCACCGCCAACAACAGCCACUCCCCUCAGUCAAUUGGCAAUGAGCUGGGACCGUCGGAGCUUCUGAUUGGCCAUGGAGAGGAUUGUGGUCCAAUCAAGUGGAGCCAACCUGGAGAUGGACUGGGGGUGGGGCUUGGGCUUGGGCUUGGGCAGAUGAAUAAUAGCUCCUCAUAGCAGGCAAACCUGGAUCUGGAUUAAACUGGUUGUUUUCAGACUGGAACAGGGAGUUCAGCGAGGAGACAAUGCAACCGAGAUGAAAUUAACUGGUUUAGAGCCGUCCACACUGGUUCAGAGUGUACCCCCAUGGUGCUAUACACACCGCCUGGAUGAAUUUUGACCUUUGACCACAAACAUUGAACCCUUGAACUGCUAAAGGAGGUUGGAAGCAUCCAGAUGUACUAAAAAAAAAAAAAAAAAAACCUCCACACCUUUUCACUAAAACCAGUUCUGCAAACUGAUACUAAGUGUGUCAUUGGAACAAGAACUAUGACGACUGAUCCUACUGGUCUAAGAUCACUGGAUACUGGUUCUAGAAGCCUCGGACCACUGACCCAACUGGAACUAGAGUCUCAGCUACUGCUCUUCCUUGUCAAAGACACUUUUGCUCUGGUCUUAGUGGAAACAGAACUACGGCUUCUUGUCCUACCAAAGCCAGAACCACCGCCAAUGGACCGGUGGUCUAAGAUUACUGGUUACUGGCUCUAUUAGCCUAGAACAAGGGCUAGUGGUUCAACCGAAGCCAGAGCCACUGCUCAUACCUGUUCCAAGACAAAGCUCUGGUUCAAGGUCUUUGGGUCACUAAAGCAAAGGUUCUGCACCUACUGAAACCAGAGCCACAGCCAAAUGUUUUACUGGUACAAGACACGGUUCUUGCUCAUAGUUGUGGUCACAGAAUCAGGGAUUCUAAGCCAGAGCCAUAACCACUGAUUCCAAGUUUAGGACCCUGGCUCCAGGCCUGUGUGGUCUUUCUAGAACCACAAACACAAGGUUUUGUUCUAACUGAGAACCACAGCAGCCCAGAUGGGACUGAUAGGAUUCCAGUCCCGAACCUGCUGAUGGACAGGCAGGAUGCCAAGUAGACUAGAGAUGCUCCGAUCAGGACGCAAGGCUCAUGUCAUUGUCAUCAUCCAAACUAGUCCUGAUCCCGUUCACCUUUCUUGGUUAAACAGGAAGUUCCUGCAUGAGAAACCCUUUAAAACACAUCACAUUCCACCAAGUCGUCAAAUGCGGCGUGUAUUUGUAGCUGCUCACAACGGUCACGCCAAAGGUACAGGUACAGUACCUUUACAGGUACAGGUCCCACAAGGUCUUUGGGUAAAAGUAAACCGUUUCAGUUUCAGGUCAGAGGUGGAAUUUGGAGAAGCUAGAAAAGAAUUUACGCAGACACGGGUUCCUAACGACCUCCGUCACUACACUGAUACGUAUGUUGCCAUUGCUCAGUUUCGAUUCCCACGCGAUGAGUUGCACGGAGCACUUACUAAACUUCGACUGGUUUCACGUCAUCAGUUCAUGCUAGUCACGUUCCGAUGACGAGCAGUGGAUUCCAGAGAGUGCGUGACUGAACUGGUCUGACGUCUCUGUUUUUGUUUGUUUCUUUAGAUUUUGUGAUUUUUUUUUUUAAUUAAAAAAAACUUUGGUAACUUGUAAUGAGCAUCAGCUGGUCCUGAUCGGAGCAUCGAUAAAACAAGACAAAGACGAAGGGUUUACGGUUCUGUGCCAUGAACGAGCUUCUGACUCAAAGAAAAAGAAAAAAAUAAUAAUAAUGAUGAUGAUGACACUGAGCAGUUCAAUAGGAAUCUACUGUUUUCUACUGUUUACACCUGUGGACUGGCCGCACUGUGUGUAUGUAUGUGUGUGUGUGUUAUGUGUGUGUGUGUUAAUCACUAAGGCCAGUUAAGCCCCUCCCGCCUCAAUUUCCCCACCAAUAGGCAGCCAGGACGAGAGACAGACGACAAGUCUGAUUCUACUGAUUGGCUGGAACCAAUCAGUAAACACAUGCUUCCCUGCCUGUCUGCGAUUGGUUCACCUCAACACGCUAACCAACCAAUGGGCUCCCAGGAAGAAGCCAAGCAUGACCCAGACCCCGCCCCUCCCCCUCAACCCCUGACCCCAGUAACAGUGAUCUCUUAUGCUAAUCGAUCUGUGUGUUUUUUGAUUGACUCGUCAGUUUUUCUCUGUUUGUUUGUUUGUUUGUUUCCAUGGCGACUGAGCCUGAAAAGAUGUAAAAUAGAUUUAAAAAAAAAAAGAAGAGUUCAGUCACCAAAACCCCGACGACCAUCACCUCAUCGCCACAAAAAUAUUCCGUGAAAAGGAAAAAAAAAAAAGAAGUCCUGUUUGAACAGGAACCCUGUGACAGUACAUAACAUACCUGUGUGUGUGUGGGAGAGUGUGUGUGUGUGUGUGUGUGUGUCUACUUUUUUACUUUAGAUUGAUGUCAACAACUUCCUGCUUUCAUUUCCGUCUGAACUCACUGUUUCAAACUGGCCAAUCAGAUUCCUCCCUCAGCACCAACGGCCAGUAGAAGCCCCUCCUACUCACCAACCAACCAACCAAUCGCUGCUCUGGAACAGAGUCUGUGCCGUGGAUAUGGGCACUGAUUGGCUGUUUCUGUGUGGCUAGCUGUGACUGGUUCCAUCCCAAACUCUGCAAACUGUGAUGUUUUGAAUCUGAAGCACAGUGCUAGCAUAUUGUUAGCACGUGGCUAACAAACAUUGAGCACAUUUAACCCACUGGGGUUAAUACAAAUCUAGCACACACGGCUAAUGUCAGCUAUGUUUAUCACUGAGUAAUCAUAGCUAACAUUUAGUUAGCACACAUAGUUACUAACACUGCUAACACUAAUAUAUAUAUGUAUAGUUAGUUAGCAAAUAGGCUAAAUUUGAACCAACAUGUUUGCAUGUGACUAGCCCAGGGCCACCUGUUUACAUAGCUGUGUUUACCUUGUACAUGCUAGCUAACACUAGAUGAACCUUGCUUUGUUAACACCUGGCUAGCACAGUUAGUAAAUGCUUAGCACACACCCAAAUCAUGGCUAACACAGGGCUAACUCAUGCUAAACAUGGCCAAUAGCUGUUUGAAAAACAGUUAAAUCAGGGCUAACACCUGUGAAUCUUAGCAGAGGGCUAACACCUGUCGAGCACAGACAGUUGUUUUGCCCAGAAAAGUCUUAACACAGGGCUAACAAAUAGUGAUUAUAGCUAAAUUUCAAAUUCAGCUCAUCUUAUAUAAGCCACACUCCUGGUUAGCACACAUGGCUAACACCUCAGCAAACAGCUAAACAAGAAUCACUUUAAUGAGCACAUAGCUAACAUCUGGUUAACACCGCUAGUCUUUAGCUCAAAGUCAGUUUAGCUUUCACUUUCAACACUGAGCUCAGAAUUCAACCACUUAGCGUAGCAACCGAAAACAGAGCGUAAAUAAAGAUGGCCGACACAUCUCCGUUGUUUUAAACGGAACAGAAAUGAAGCUAAAAUACGAUGAAGCCACAUUAAUCAGAUUAUCGAUCUUUGGGUAAAAAUGUUAUGCUGCUAACAUGGAGGCGGGGCAUUUAUACUAAGACUGAAGAACUUAAGAUGGCCACGAGGGGGCAGUGUAUGUUUUAGCUUCACUGUUGGAGAACUUUGUCGUCUGUUUUUAUUUUACAGAUUAAAAAAAAAAAAACUCAGUGGAAAGUGUUCACACACUGAGGGGGUGUGGCUUCAGUGAGCGCCAGAGCCAUACACACUACUGUGUUAGCACGCAUGCUAACUGUGCGUGCGAGCGUGUGUGUGCGCAUGUGUGCGCACUGCCAUUUAAAAUAACUGGUCAGAUUAGUUUCCAUGUAGCUUCACCAACCAACCAAACUAUUUUUCUUUAAAGGAACAGGGAAGUUGUAAAGUAUUUUUGUACAAAUUUAAUACUUUGGUAGCAUGACGCUCCUGGUGUUUGUCCCGUCAGGCUCCUCCUCCUCUUCACCUCCUCUUCCUCCUCCUCCCUUUAUAUGGACGACUACUGAGCAACAAUAAAGAUGACAGGACUGACUCCUCAUGUGUCAUCUCACACACUUUAAAAAAGCAAAACAAAACAACCACGUCCUAAUAUGUUUGUUUUCAAAAUAAAAAACCCCACUGUAGUUGUUUUUAUACAGGAGAUUCUGUAUGUACUGAGAUAACACUGUAUAAUUCAAAUCUAUAUAAUUUAAUAAAAUAUAAACAAGCACCA